Molecule: messenger RNA, 2918 nt
Organism: Carassius carassius (crucian carp)
Lineage: Eukaryota; Metazoa; Chordata; Actinopteri; Cypriniformes; Cyprinidae
Product: ammonium transporter Rh type A-like
Exons: 10
Coding region: 23-1453 (476 amino acids)
Biological process (GO): ammonium transmembrane transport; ammonium homeostasis
Cellular component (GO): plasma membrane
Molecular function (GO): ammonium channel activity
Source: RefSeq, a predicted model, not a curated record
CCCGCAGCCAAUUCAAAACCACAUGCCACUUUCUGCACUCCCCCCACAAGCCACAGACAGCGUGAAGAGUGAGAGAGGAAGAGACAAGAGGGAGAAUCACCCAGAGAGGAAAAACGGCAGAACAGAGAAGGUUUUAAGCAUGCCAGCAUAUGCCACCAACAUGAGGCUCAAGUUCCCCAUUCUGGCCUUAAUACUGGAAGCCGUGACCAUUGUCCUGUACGCUCUCCUUGUGGUAUAUGACACCGGUAAAGCUCACAAAGAUGGGAGUCAUGAAGAAUCGAAUACAACUCAUUCAAGCAGCCCAAUGACCCUUUAUCCCAUGUUUCAGGAUGUACACGUGAUGAUCUUCAUUGGCUUCGGUUUCUUGAUGACCUUCCUAAAGAGAUAUGGCUUCAGCAGUGUGGGCAUCAACCUGCUGCUGGCUGCCUUUGGCUUGCAGUGGGGUCUUCUCCUCCAGAACAUCUGGCAUAUGCACGAUGGAAAAAUAAGUGUCAGCAUCUAUAGUAUGAUUAAUGCUGACUUCAGUACAGCAACUGUUCUGAUCUCAUUUGGAGCGGUUCUGGGGAAAACUAGCCCUGUCCAGCUUCUCAUCAUGACCCUGCUGGAGAUCACUACCUUCUGCAUCAAUGAGCAUUUGGUUGUGGAAGUCCUUAAGGUUUCUGAUGUUGGUGCCUCUAUGACUAUCCAUGCUUUUGGGGCUUACUUUGGAUUAGCUGUCGCUCGUGUUCUUUAUCGCCCUGGUCUUCGGAACGACCAUGAGAACAAUGGCUCAGUCUAUCACUCAGACUUGUUUGCAAUGAUCGGCACAGUCUACCUGUGGAUGUUCUGGCCCAGCUUUAAUUCUGCGAUUGCUGAACCUGGCGAUAAUCAGCUAAGAGCUGUUAUCAACACCUAUUUCUCUCUGGCUGCUUGUACUCUUGCUGCCUAUGCUACCUCAAGUCUGGUGGAGAAGAAGGGGAAACUUGACAUGGUUCACAUUCAGAACGCCACGCUGGCUGGAGGUGUCGCUGUGGGUACCUGCGCUGACAUGGACAUCCAGCCUUUUGGAGCAAUGUUGAUCGGAAUCACUGCAGGCGUUAUCUCCACUGUUGGAUUUAAGUUCCUUACUCCCAUACUCGCCUCUAAACUUGGAAUCCAAGACACCUGUGGUGUGCAUAACCUCCACGGCAUGCCAGGCAUCCUAGGAGGCCUCGCCAGUAUUGUGGCGGCAGCACUAGGAAAGAAACACGAUGUUUCACCAGGUACACAGGCAUGUGGUUUGGCAUCAUCUCUUGGGUUUGCUUUGGUGGGAGGGUUGAUCACAGGCCUGAUUAUGAAGAUUCCGUUCUUGGGGCAGCCACCUGAUCAAAACUGCUUCGAUGACUCAGUCUUCUGGGAGGUGCCUGAGGAAGAAGAGGAAAACGAAGAGCGCUUGACUCAUGGUGAUUAUGCCAAGACCAAAGAAGAGGCUUGAAGCUCUGCACAGAACCAGCUCACUUCACCAAUCAAGAGACCCAGUCCAAUAAGCAACUCAGGGGCUUUUUAACGUCAGCAUCUACUGCAUUCUCUAAAAUCCUCAACAGUGAACUCACCAUAAGUACUAAGUGAUGUCAAUUUAUUAUUUUAUUUUAUUUUUGUAAUGGGUGCCUUUUUUUCUAAAUACAUGCAGCUAAAUUAAGAAAUAAAAACACCUGCAACUCAUAUUAUGAAACUGAGAAGUGGCAUCUCAACCCUUUUACAAUUUGCCAUUAUGAAAUUAAAUGUAAGAAGGUCAAAAAUUAUUACCAGAACGUCACUAAGCUAACUCAGAGUGGUCAGUUUUUGUUGUCGUCUGUUGAACUGCACAUAACUGAGUAAUUGCUCACUGAAAUGUACCAAACAUAUGAGCCAAUGCAAGACAUUUUGCUUAAGUGUCUGUUAUCAAAGUAGCUCAUUUUACCUCGAAUAAGCUUUUUUUUUUUGUACAGACCCAACUUUUAUCAGCAUUAGAGAUUUUGACCUCUGUUUUUGUAAUUUUUUUUUUUUUACGGUCAUACAUACUAGUACACAUCCAAAGAGAGAUCCUUCUUCAACUUUCUUGCAACAAGUUGCUUAUUAUUGUGAUCAGUAACAACCCUUUAUGCAAUGAUAUAUGAAGUAUUUUAAGCUAUUGUAUCCUAAAGAACUAACAAAUAUAUUGUUGACUUUUAUAUUUUCACACAAUUUCUAAUACUUUAAUAUGAACUCAGGCAAAUACAGUGGCCCCAAAAAGUCACAUUUAAAAUUUGAUAUCAAGUAUCAAAUUAUAUAUAUUUUAGUAUGCAUUUCAAAGAAAGAUAAUAACUAAGUCCAAUUUUCCGGUUUGUUAUGAUAACAUUAGUGGAACAUGUUUAUGGUUAAUGUGAUUAUCUUCAGCUGUUGAAGGACACCUGAGUGAACUUCAGAAGCAUUGAAGAACUUCCACUAAUGGAUCCAGGGACCACCUGAUUAGAAGCAAUGACAUAAAUGACUAAGAAAUUAAAGGAAUUCUGAGGAAACACUCUUUCAUCAUUUGUUUGUCAGUGUAGUGCCCAAAAAAAGUGUCCAAAUAAUUUUGGGGCCACUGUACAUUUCCAUCUUUGAAACGUCAUCUUUUAGUCAGGAUUAUUGUAAACCUGAUCUCAUACAGUAAGCCUUAAAUAAAAGCUCAUUUACUACAGUACUUGAACAUUCAGCUCAUAUUACAAAUAAGCAGACGUGAUCAGACUGUCACAUCUUGUACUUUGUAAGACUAAUAAAUGCCAUGUUUUUAAUGCUAAAGAGGAUAUCAUCCUUGCAGACAAGACAGUCUUACUGCAAGCUGACUUACUGAUUCAACUUUAGUGUAAAAUGAUGUAUGUGCUCCCAUAUGCCUCACCUCAUCACUUAAUUGUAUUUGAAAAGUAUGUGAAUGUAAUAAAAUUUUACUGUCAUUCAUAAAA